CGUGUCAUCAUUUUUACAGGCAGUGGCAGUACAAAGAUCCGAGGUGUACGUAAAUGCAUCACUCGUUGGUUCUGAGUGAAGCAGACGGUGAAUAUCGGGACGGGGUCAACUGACAGCAAAUUUCAGCAUGGAGACCCUCCCAGAGGCAGCAGCAACGACUGACCCACCAGCUCGCACCUUUUCUCAGGUGGUGUUCAUCAACAUCCCGCACGUAUACCCGCCUUCCAGCCCUAUCAACUGCCGCUUUACCCUAAAUGCUGCCUUCCAGCCACAUCCCAGGGACUGGGUGGGGAUCUUCAAGGUGGGGUGGAGCUCGACAAAGGAGUAUCACACGUUUGUGUGGGUGGAAGCAAUUCAUAACGCCCAGGGACCACAGACUGAGACAAGACAAGCUGUGUUUAAAGAGUACUACCUGCCUAAAGACGAGGCCGAGUUCUACCAGUUCUGCUACAUUGACAACACCGGGCAGGUGCGAGGAGCCAGCACUCCUUUCUGUUUCAAGAAUCCAUCAGAACAAAACACAGAGAGCAUCGCGGAUGAUGACCUGCUGGUUAUCACGACACAGGAGCAAGUUGAACAGAGUCAACGUGAGAAAGCAGAGCUACAGAAACAGCUGGAUCUGAUGAGAGCAGAAAACGAAACCUUAAAAAGGGCUCUUCAGAUGAAUCAGAAGGAUAUCGACAGCUUUAAGGAGCAGAAUGAGCAGAGAGAGGCAGAAAAGGCUCAACUGGUCAAAGAAAUGGACCAGAUGAGGGAACACAAUGAAAAGCUCAAGCACACGUUGCAGCUGCAGAUGAAGGAGAACGACCAUUUAAAGGAGGAGAUUUUGAUCCAGAGGACCAAGCAGAUGGAAAUACAGAAACAAAACUCUACAGAGCAGGAAGAAGCGAGUCAAAGCUUUAUGUCAUCAAGAAGUACUGUGGAGAAAUAUGAUCGCGCUGUGAUGAAGAUCAAUCAGAUGAAAGAAGAUCGCGAGGAACUGAAAGGGAAGAUCGAGGCACAAAGCGAUGAGAUUGCCAAGCUGAAAGCUAAACUCAGAGAAGCAGAACGGGAGUUGUCAAAAACAUUGGACAGCUUCCAGCUUCUGCAGGUUGAUCUUCAGAGCACCAACAAAGAGAAUCAACGACUUUCUGUAGAACUGCAAAGGCUGCAAAGCCUCAAAGGCAACAUGGAUGAAAUGACAAGGAAGAACCAGGAGUUGUGUAGGAGACUUGCACAACAAGACUUGCAGAAGACUCCACAGGAUGACCUCAGGGUGCAGUGUCAGACUCUCUCCAAGGAGCUGCAAGAUGCACAGGCGAAGCUGGAGGCUGAGAUGGAGGCGAUGAGGACCAUCAAAAGACAAGCUGAGUAUUCGGAAAGUGAGCUGCAAGAUGUCAAGGAGCAUCUGAAGAAUUUGGCCAAAACCUGUGAGAAGGAGCAGCGCACAAACAGCAAAUAUGAGAUGCAACUCAGGGACAUGAAUGAAAUGUUGGCAGAUAAGGAAAUCUCCAUUCAAGCCAAAGAACAAGAGAUUAUGCUGAUCAAACAGGAGAAAAAUGACGUCACCCAAGAAAACCUGGAACUCAAAGGUGACAUUGAGAGGCUUCGCUCAGUGUACACAAACAUGGGCCCACCUGCAGCUGAAGAGCAAUUGUACUUGCAGCCAGACAACACUGUAGCAGGCGUCGACGCUCCAGCCAGCCGUGACCAGGAGGACAGACCGGGUCAGCCUGAGAACAUAUACGAGACCAUAGAUGGCUUGCUAGUACCACAAGAGGAGCCGCUGUUGAUGUGUCGCCACUGCCGGGAGAGCUUUCCCAGCAUAACCCAGCAGGAGCUGGAGCAGCACGAACAGAGUCACCGAGUGUGUCCGUUCUGCACGAUGAUCUGCGACAACAUGGAGCAGUCCGUGUUUGAAGAUCACGUCUACGGCCACGAGCUGUGAGAGCUGCAUCAUGAGUGUGCUUUGAAUGGGUCUUAGUGGUGGAAAAUGACUUUAGGGGGGAUUUACUGCAAAAGCGUCCAUUGUCAAGACCUGAAACCUGCAAAAAUAAUAAGCAAAACAAAUCUUAUAUAUAUAUAUAUAUAUAUAUAUAUAUAUAUACAUAUCUAUAGAAUUUCCUCCAUGAUUUACCUCCCAUUUUGACAUCCUAUGCCAUUUAUUUCUGCUUUCCGUGGAACUUUAUUUUAAUUUUAUGACUUGUGUCUUUGAGGGAAGUUGUAGACUUUUUGGUGGAACAUAAAAUAAGUAAUUUAAUGAAAAUAAGAAACAUAAAAUGGAGAAAACAAAUCAAUCAUAAAUGCACAGAAAAUGCCCUAGAAGUAAUCUUAAUAAAUACAAAGUAAUACAUUUCUAAUCAUAGAUGUAUAAUUAUACAUGUAAUGACUAAAACAGUUAAAAACCACAGAGAGAACCCAGAAAGAUUUAAAGGAAAAGCAACUGGCUGAUAUGGCCCUGUUUUUCUGUUUCUUCAUCCAUAUUGUAAUAUCUAAUAUAAUGAGCAGAUUAUUUUUGUAUGCAGGAUAUAGGUGGAUUAUUAUUAUUUUGUGUGUGGGAGUUCAGAUUUAUUAUAUUAAAAAAAUAACUCAAAGCUACUCUAUUGUAUUUUUGAACCCAUUGAGACCCAAGGCUCAGUUCAUAUAUUUGUUUUGUUUUAAUGUUUUUUAUUUUAGUAAGUUAUUUUUUUCUUUUGAAGUCAUUGCCAACAAUGUACCACAGACGGUGAUGUAAAACAAUGUCACAGCACUAAAAAGGUAUUUGUUGAUCUAACCAAUCAUAUAGAUAAUUGUAUUUCAUUCUUUUUUCUUAUCUUGUGAUGAUGGCAAGCCUACAACUACUAAUUCAGAUGUAAAUGAUUGAAGCACAUGAAGAAAACUAGCUGUUGGUGUUCUGAUACAUAACUUUACAUAAGAAUUUAGAACAUCUGUUAAAUUUAAAAGUAAAAGUGAUUGAAAUAUCUGUUAAACCUCCGUAAAACUAACACAUUUGCUUUCAGUGAUUAAAGUCAGUAUAAAAACUGUUGUCUAAUUGUUGGAAGUGACUCAAAAAGAGUUGUGUUUCUGGUUAGGAGUACCUGAAAUUUACAGAGAAGUUGGCCAAACGUACAUUGUUUUGUCUUAAAUAUCACUAAAGUUUAUCUAUAGAAACUAAAUGUGUUAUUCAGUGGAGCCAUUAAGAACCUAAAGUGCUUGUUUGACCUCUGUCUUGCAUGAAAAAAAAUACAGUUAAAAAAAACAGCCAGAGUCUUACCAAUGUCAUGCUGAAAAACCUGAGGAACUCUAUGGGAGAAAAGGUUACAGCUUAGCAUUACCAAACCCGUCUAUAAAUAGCUGUUUAAGCAGCAUUUAGAAGUUAUUUUAAGCAAAGCUUCAUACUUUUGACAUUGUAAAGGAAAUCCUAGUCUGCAUUUCACUGGAACGUUGGUUGUGCUGCAUAAUAAAAGCUCAUACAACAAA
Girardinichthys multiradiatus is the source of this 3438-nucleotide messenger RNA. It is a transcript of the gene calcoco2, whose product is annotated as calcium binding and coiled-coil domain 2. The transcript is spliced from 15 exons. Bases 128 to 1927 code for a protein of 599 amino acids. Lineage: Eukaryota; Metazoa; Chordata; Actinopteri; Cyprinodontiformes; Goodeidae. The record is from RefSeq and is a predicted model, not a curated record.